Messenger RNA from Linum tenue, 517 nucleotides. Lineage: Eukaryota; Viridiplantae; Streptophyta; Magnoliopsida; Malpighiales; Linaceae. The record is from the annotation of a GenBank genome assembly.
AUUGCAGGUCUUCUGUCUACUUUGGAGAUUAUGGAAAAACAGGUGCAUGGUUUUUUUUGAAAAUAAGCAGAUGCAGGUAGACACGCUUGCAGCGCAAUGGCGACAUCAAGUCUCCGAAUCUGAUUCAACGCUACUGCAAAAUUCAAUCCCGCCUUCUCUUCAUGCCUUGCCGACUUCUUCGAUGUCAGCUUCCUCUGAGGGGUACGACUAUGUGGUUAGUUUUGAUGGAGCAACUCGAGAAGGAAAAUUGGGUACAGCGGCAUUUGUGGUAAAGGAUUCGGGAGGUUCAAUUUUGGAGGCUCAGAUCCUUGGCUUCGGUUAUGUGUUGUGGGGAUGCAAAACUAAUUAUUGACAAGUGCAAUGAUCGGCUGCUGAUGGAUGGAAAGAUUGGCGCGAUACUUAAGGAAAUUCGUAUAAUCCUGGAUGCUAUGGAGGGUUCUACUCUUCAGUUUGUUGGUCGUUCUAAUAACAGGGAAGCUCAUUAUGUGGCUCGUCAUGCCCUGAUUUUGUCACCCAG